Messenger RNA from Haemonchus placei, 2316 nucleotides. The record is from the annotation of a GenBank genome assembly. NCBI's taxonomy places the organism in Eukaryota, Metazoa, Nematoda, Chromadorea, Rhabditida, Trichostrongylidae.
AUGGCUCCCUUGAAACGUCCCCAGAGACCGGAUAUCUUAACAGCGAACGCCAAGGCUGGGAGCGGAUUGAGUGCCAAACUCCAUCCAUUGCAGCUAUAUGAUUCCGUAUAUCCGGUUCCUCCGGAAGAGGAAAAAAACGUUUGUUCUGGUUCUAUGGAAGACGUGAAUGGCGGUUGGUCGGCCUGGUCAUCAUGGACGGGUGCCUGUUCAGCAGAUUGUGUAGCACUUCGACGAGCCCUUGAGAACAACGCCGGCUCCGAAGUGAUCCCACGACUACGGCGAAUACGAACCUGUAACAAUCCAGCACCACUUAAUGGUGGAGCCUAUUGCUCUGGCGAGGAAGAGGAAUUCCGCUCUUGUAAUCUCACUUGCCGUCUGGAUGGCCGAUGGUCUUUAUGGUCAGACUGGUCACCGUGUUCACCAACCUGUCACCGAUUUCGUACCAGGACCUGCACAUCGCCACCUCCAAUCAAUGGCGGUCGGCCAUGUGUAGGACGUGAACUGGAGACGGUUCCGUGUAGUGAUGAUUACUGCAUUCCACAAUCCGUACCACAACCUCGAUUGGCUAACGAUGCAGCGGUCUACGCUGGUCUGGCUUGUGUUCUGGUUCUGCUGGCCAUCAUAAUGGCUCUGUGUACAGCUCUUCUUUGCAAGCGAAAUCGCAGCAAGAAGGGCAAUGUGAAGAAUAUCUACUAUGCAGAAAACGGAGCUCAUGUUCGACGCGUCCUCCUCGAACAACAACAAAAAGCCUUGCUGACUGACGAUUGUAUAAAGCCGCCACCGAUCGGUUCGCAGUUCUUUUCGCUUGGAAGCACCUGUUCUCCUUCACCUUUACAUCCUUCAAUGACGUUACGAUCUGGAAAAAGUGCUUACAGCGGCUAUUCUGCAAAUCGGAAUGCGGGUUCACGUGCAGCCCUGAUCACGGAAUGCUCGUCAAACUCGUCCUCGGGCGGCGGCAAACGAACACUCAUCCGGACGAGUUCCAACUACUCGGACGACGAAAACUACGCCACCCUCUAUGACUAUCUUGAUGAGAAAGCCGUUGGCUGUCUCGAAUCUUCACAAGCGGUCUUAGCCGCACAGGUCGAUCAAAGCGGUGCACGAUUACAGCUUCGUAAAUGUGGUGCGUCGUUGUUAAUCCCGGAAAACGCUCUGGACUCAGAUAGGAUGAUCUAUUUAGCGGUUUCCGAUCAAAUCACUGACCGACCGAAACUUCAACCGGGCGAAUCAGCCCUGUCAUCGGUUGUAGUACUUGGCGAAUGUGAGGGUGAACCGGCCAGUCCAGCUCGACUACUACUGAAGCCGUUGAUUCUUUCGAUUCGACAUUGCGCUUCAGUGUUCCCACGUGACAACUGGUCCUUCAGCCUGUACGCGGACGAGGGAUUUGGCUGGCAACGGGUGUUGACUGUGGGUGAGGAGAAUUUGAACACGACAAUGUAUGUUCAUAUGGAGAAGCCUGGCCGAGCUGAUGGUGGAAUGGGCUGGUGUCAUGUGAUGCUAGAGAACUUUGCCAGAGUGAUGCUAGCCGGACGACCACGACGGGCUUCAGCCACCGUAUGUAAACGAGUUCACUUGGCCGCUUACGGACCAUCUGAGCGACCACGAACGUCCAGCUUCGAAAUGAGGGUCUAUUGUGUACCAGAGACUGGAGCAGCCAUGGAAAGCGUUGCCAAACAGGAACAGCAUGGACGGCUCCUUGCGGAAUCGGAACAUUUCCUGUUGAACGAGAAAGGAGAUCUUUGUUUCUGUGUCGAAGACGUNUCUGAAGGAUUCUCCACCCGUGGAUCAGCUCUAGUGGAAAUUCCCGACACCCAUCACCAAUGGUGCAGCCAAAAUGGUCUACACUGUUCGAUAACUGUCUGUAGUGAUAUGAAGAGGCCGAUGGAGGAAUUCAUGGCUCGGAUUGUUGUCUAUCAAAAAACAAACAAUGCUGAACGGCACGUGUUACAAGUCCGAUUCGAGAAUGGCAACAUCUAUGAUAAACCACCCGCUGAUGAAAAUCGUGUCGUUACGACGGAUUUCAAUCUCCCCGUCGAAGUGAAGGACGAGUUAUCCCAACUGCUCGACCCUCCUACCGAUCCCGAUCGAGAUUGGCGAGGUCUGGCCAAGAAGCUCCAUACCGACCGGUAUAUCCAGUACUUCGCCACUCGCCCUGGUUGUUCCCCUACUACGUUACUGCUCGAUCUAUGGGAAGCUAGGGAAUGUGGAUCAUUACGAGCCGCUCAUGACCUGUUACAAACGUUGCGGGUAAUGGGACGACCAGAUGCCGUAGCACUAUUAGAGCAGUAUCUUUCACAUUUCUCAUACGUUACCUAA